AUGUUAUCCACAACUUGGAUUUUCAAGGAUAUUCUAUCUAGGCACCGAGUUAAGGCGUUCGAUAGUUUACUUUCGAGAAAACUCCCUGUAUCAAAAACAACAAAGCAUCUUCAACUAGGAGAGCAUUUCCUUUUCUUCUCGCCCUCAUUUGAUAAGCUUGAUACAGAUGGUUACUUCAGCUACCAAAGCCCUGCCAUUCUGCUAGGGAACCCUGAUUUGCAUUAUUGUAGAAGAAUUUGGGGACAAGGAGAGAUUAUUCAAUAUUCACCCCUCCUCUUAGACCAGGAAUAUGCAUGCCACGAAUCUAUUAAAUAUAUAAAAAAACUUCGAGACGAGCAUGUUGUCUGCAUUGAAAGGGCACUCAUGCAAACAAGCUCUGAAAACGCGUUCAACAAAUCUGGCGUUUGUUUAUUAGAGAGAAGAGUGUUGAUGUAUACCAAUUCUUUUGCCAAUAAGACUACAACAAGGGCAUUAACGGAAAAGGAAGAUUAUAGAAGCCUACUAAAUUUUACUGUUACUGAUAUGGAUAUUGUAGCAUAUGGUCAGCUGUCUUUGAAUCCGCAUCGAAUUCAUUGGGACAGAGGAUACAGCCGCCACGUUGAGGGGUACAAUGAUAUCAUCAUGCAGGGCCCCUUCUCGGUACAAUUAUUACUGAAAUGCAUCCAACCACUCCUGGACAAGCCAAUCAGACAAUUGCGGUAUCGCAAUUUGAAUUAUAUAUAUCCUAACACGACUUUAAGCAUAUGUCAAUCCCUGAACUCCUCGGAUAAAAAGUGCAAGUUUCAAAUUAGGGACCUCCAGGAAACCAAUCUAGUUUACUUGGUAGCUGAAGCUAUCUUUUGA
This is a messenger RNA of Saccharomyces mikatae IFO 1815, 843 nucleotides long. It is a transcript of the gene HTD2, whose product is annotated as hydroxyacyl-thioester dehydratase HTD2. The transcript has a single exon. Lineage: Eukaryota; Fungi; Ascomycota; Saccharomycetes; Saccharomycetales; Saccharomycetaceae. The record is from RefSeq and is a predicted model, not a curated record. Bases 1 to 843 code for a protein of 280 amino acids. Gene Ontology annotation, biological process: fatty acid biosynthetic process. Gene Ontology annotation, molecular function: (3R)-hydroxyacyl-[acyl-carrier-protein] dehydratase activity. Gene Ontology annotation, cellular component: mitochondrion.